AUGAUCAUCGGUGGGGCUGAAACUCCCCGGGGUCCGAUGAUGAAGAGAACAAAAGUCUCAAUCACUCGUGAAAAAAGAACUCGGGGCUACGUACCAGAGGGAUCCAUUUCUUUCAGUGAUGAAGAUGCAGAGGGCAUCAUGCAACCCCAUAAUGAUGCAUUGGGACUAUUAGAUAAGAUCGUGCUGGCAAUCCAGGUCCUUAAUGGACUCAAUAUGGCAUGCAAAGCUACAAAAAGAGCAAUUACCCUACCAGUGAAUACCGCCAGGAUGGUUCAACAUAUGAAGUUUUACGUCAUUGAAGGAGAAAUGUGGUAUAAUGCGUUGUUAGUUAGAUCGUGGGUGCAUGACAUGAGGGCGGUGCCUUCGACGCUGCACCAAAUGUUAAAAUUCCCAAUCCCGGAGGAGGUAAAGACGGUUCAUGGGGAACAGCCGGCGGCAAGGGAAAUUUUCGCAGUUGAAGAAACAGCUCACAUACCAAAGGCACCAUUGUUGAAUGAUGUUGACAAGUCAGUCAAAUAG
Messenger RNA from Lycium ferocissimum, 519 nucleotides. RefSeq lists its product as uncharacterized. NCBI's taxonomy places the organism in Eukaryota, Viridiplantae, Streptophyta, Magnoliopsida, Solanales, Solanaceae. The transcript is spliced from 2 exons. The record is from RefSeq and is a predicted model, not a curated record. Bases 1 to 519 code for a protein of 172 amino acids.